Thamnophis elegans (Western terrestrial garter snake) is the source of this 1530-nucleotide messenger RNA. Its product is annotated as zinc-alpha-2-glycoprotein-like. NCBI's taxonomy places the organism in Eukaryota, Metazoa, Chordata, Lepidosauria, Squamata, Natricidae. Gene Ontology annotation, cellular component: external side of plasma membrane. Gene Ontology annotation, biological process: immune response. The record is from RefSeq and is a predicted model, not a curated record. Bases 265 to 1530 code for a protein of 421 amino acids. The transcript is spliced from 7 exons.
UUGAGCGCUAACGUUUCCCGUUUCUGGACAACGUCUUCCUCGGACCCCUCCCUCCCUCCAGGGACCCAGGAAGAGUCCAAGGGAGCAGCGCCGUUUUCUCUCUUCUUCGCGGACCCAAACAGGGCGGAGAAUUUUAGCAGAGUUGGAUUAUUUUCUGGAUCCAGACGGGAGCCGAACUGGGACAGCAGCGCCUAAGCGACUUGCCCUUAGCGGACGGCAGGCGUCUUCGGUUGGUGGCGCACGGGAGCGCCUGGUUGGAGGGCGAUGCAGCUUUACCGGGCGCCCCUCUUGCUCUUGGGGACGGCGCUGGGGUCCUUGCUGCCAGGCGGCCUUUGCGGCUCCCCCUCACACUCCCUGAGCUACUUCUACCUGCAACUGCCAGAGCCCAGCCAGGGGCUGCCUCCAUUCUUCGUUAAGUUCUACUUGGAUGACCAGCCCAUCGCUCGCUUUGACAGCCUCACCAGGAAGAUGGAGCCUUUGGUGCCCUGGAUGGAGGAGGCUGAGAAUGAGUCAUUUCUGCCCUUUGAGUCGGUCUUCAGAGCCAACCUGGAGAAGUUAUCAAAACUGGACCGCAGUGCUGGAGGACUUCACAUCUGGCAGGUGAAUUUGGGCUGUGAGCUCUUGGAAGGCGGGAGCAAAGCAGGGUUUUUGCACUAUGGCUACGAUGGGAAGGACUUCAUCAGCUUCAAGAAGGAGAUUCCGAAAUGGGUGAUAGCUCAGCACCAGGCCCAGAAGGUCAAGGAGGAGUGGGAGGAGGAUCCAGGAUGGUCCAAGACCAAUAAAAUCUUCCUGGAUAAGACCUGCAUUGAGGCGCUGCAGAGAUACCUGUCCUACAAGAACAAGACUCUGCAGAGGAUUGAGCCUCCAGCGGGGAAGGUGACUAGCAAGGUGGUGAACGAGAGACUGGAGGUCCUCAUCUGCCAGGCCUUUGGCUUCUACCCCAGGGAGAUCCAGGCCACCUGGACGAGGGAUGGAGAGGUCUGCCAGUAUGAGACCCUCCAUAGGAAUGUGGUCCCCAACUCAGAUGGGACCUAUUAUGUCCAGCUCAGCAUUGAGAUUGACCCCAAGGAGAGGAACCGUUUUCGGUGUCGCCUGGAGCACAAGGGAUUGCAGGAGCCCCUGGUACUGUCUUUCAAGGAGGAAAGAGAGUGGCGGAUUCCUGUGGGAACUGUAGCAUGUGUAAUUUCUGGAGCUGUGAUUUUCUUCCUGAUGGAUAAUAAGAUUCAAUCUGAACCGCUGCUCCAAUCUGAAGUAACCUCGGAGGACAGGGUAUCCUAUGGAGAGUGGAGCCCCCAGAGGUUUCUUGAAGAAUCUGGGUCAACUUUGCGCAGGCGAGAAGGGAAGCAGCAGCCGCUCGGAAGGUCAAUGUCCUGGGCUGGUGAAUUGGAGACCCUGGACAAAGCAGAAGCAACAGAGUCAAAAGAGGGUUCCAAAGCAGAGAAAGUGACUGUGGGAUAUUUUAUGGCAGACGGAUAUUAUAGAGGAAGCAACUCAACUCCUGGACGAAUCCUCCGAGAAGAAGGCAACUAA